Molecule: messenger RNA, 668 nt
Organism: Elaeis guineensis (African oil palm)
Lineage: Eukaryota; Viridiplantae; Streptophyta; Magnoliopsida; Arecales; Arecaceae
Source: RefSeq, a predicted model, not a curated record
GAAACUUAUCUAGAUUUUUGGAUUUUUAGAAGCAAGAGCACACAGAAUAGUUGCAGCCCUGAAGGGGCCUGCAAAGGCUACAUUUUUGCCUUGAAGGUCACUGAGGAGCUUCAGUGCUGGCCUGAACAGGCGAGCCACAAGAGGCAAUGGGUACAAGUGAUGGAGGCAUUUAAACUUUGUCGGUAUGAAUGGAUGCGUGAAGCUCUUCGAAAAUUCAUACAACUAAUGUCAGUCCAAACCAUGCCACCUGCUCUCGAGUUACCUAUGCCACCUGCUCUCGAGUUAGCGGAACCAAAAAAAUCCAGCUUCAACGACAAUGUAAUGUUAGUAGGGAUGCGAGUUGCUUGUCCUACAAGUUCUUGGUGAGAAUGAGGCUCGUUUUGUUUAAAAAAUUGUUGUGUGGAGUCCCAAUCGCAGGCAUUACUUUUAAUGGGCAAUUUGGCAUUGGUCUGCUGUCAGGGUGAGUCCCAAUCAUGGCAACAUUUUGAUCAAUCCAAUGGCUGCCAUUGGGGUUUCGGAAUCCAUGCUGGUUGUCAGUGUAGAAUAUGUUACUCAUGUUGUAAUUCUGCUGUAAUGAGAAUGGAUCUGUUUUCAUCAACUGGGAAUCAAUGUGUACAGUACUUUAUAUUUUGUCACUGGCCUGAUUAUAGUUAAUGUUUCAUGUAUCA